This is a messenger RNA of Helobdella robusta, 363 nucleotides long. RefSeq lists its product as hypothetical. The transcript has 3 exons. The record is from RefSeq and is a predicted model, not a curated record. The coding region runs from base 1 to 363 and encodes 120 amino acids. Lineage: Eukaryota; Metazoa; Annelida; Clitellata; Rhynchobdellida; Glossiphoniidae.
AUGGCGAAGCUGUCGACAUCCGCACAGUCAUCGAGACGCUCUAGUUCUAUAUGGAAAAUGCCUUGGUUUCAGCCCAAUAUGAUGACGAUUUGGGCAGUUUUAUUCCAGAAAGAUGUUAAGAUCAUUGUUGGAGACAAGAAUGCUAAAAUUGGAAGUGACAACAUUGGAUUUGAAGAAGUUAUGGGAAAAUACGGUGUAGGAGAUAGAAAUGAUAGAGGAGAAAGUCUCGUGAGAGACGAAACGUACUUCUGGCCUAUGGCGGGUAAUGGUUUACCAAUAAUACCUCUUGCGACUGAAUGGGUUCUUAAACCUUGUAACAACGAGAUGUUGUUCUUACCUAUUGGUCGCGACACCUCAAUUUGA